AUGGCCUCUAUAGGCGUUUUUAGAAGCCUUCGUGCUUCACUUGUAUACAUUACAAUUCUGUACAUUAUUCUCGGACCAUCCUCAAUAUUCAAUUUUCACAACAUUUUUAACAACAGAUUCUUCUUUGUAGACUCAGCAGUGACCGGAAACAUCACUCAAUGUGUCAGAAACAGCGAGAGACUUUUUGACGAAAAGUCCUGUGUCAUGAGAUUACACACCAAUGUCGAUGUUUCACAUGGACUUAGGGAGUUCCAUUACAUAUACAGAAGAAAAGACGACUUGUCCAAGGGUUUAUAUUUGAUUUUAAAGACUUCAAACACAAGCGUUGCAUAUACACUUGACUAUCAAACUACUGUACCAUACUAUUAUACUGACCAUACGGAAAACUGGACUUCUAGUGAGAUUUCAGGCGAAUUGAGAACAUCUUGUAAACGAGUACAAAACUCAAAGUGUACUAAAACUGCUGAUGUUCCUCCCGGCAUUGAUUUUUUGCCUAGUGUUUGCUGUAUCUGUGGUGUCAAUGUUCAUAAAUCCACUCCAAGAGCUAAUUUCAGAUGUUCAGGAUUUGGUAGGAGAACAGUGUUGAGUAUGAGUUGUCUUGAGGCGGGAGCUCCCUGGUAUAAGCUCUACAAGACAUCUUAUCCACCACUUGUUAGCAGAAGUGUUACUGUCAACAUAUAUAAAUUUGACAGUUCUAAAGGCAUUAUGCCAGAUGUUUCAUUGGAGGAUGAAGGAAAGUUUGAUAAUUAUGACUUUAAAAAGAGGCAGAAGAAAGACCCGGUUUUGAAGACUAGAGAUUUAAGGUCAACUAGUAGACCCCAACCUUUAGAUGAAACCUAUUCAAGCAAAGAAUUGGUUAAAAAAGAAGAUGAAUUACACCCAAAUUUCAGACGUAUCAUCAUUGAUGAUAAUGUUAAAGAAGAGAAAAUCGGUAUUAAAUCACUCUAUUCUUACUCAGAUAAUCAAUAUUCCAAUAUUCCAAUAUUCCAAUAUUCACAAUAUACUAAUAUAAAUUAUUGUAUAGACGAUUUGGAUGUGACGAUAUCUUUAUUAUCAAGUAAUACUAAGGAUGGAUCAGCACCUCCUUUGUUUGAAAAUUAUGUUGCAAUACCAUCAUUUCCAAGAACUAACGAGACUGUUAAAGGGUCAUCACUCAUGGUAAUUUUAACAUUCCAUUCGAAUGUAUUGAAUAUUUUGUAG
This is a messenger RNA of Theileria annulata, 1200 nucleotides long. RefSeq lists its product as uncharacterized. The transcript is spliced from 5 exons. The record is from RefSeq and is a predicted model, not a curated record. Lineage: Eukaryota; Apicomplexa; Aconoidasida; Piroplasmida; Theileriidae. Bases 1 to 1200 code for a protein of 399 amino acids.